AUGUCGAAGAGAAUAAUGAAUGAAGUAUUCUGUACUGCUGAGGACAUGGGCUUGCAUAUAGCCUAUCAGGAUACGGACAGUAUGCAUAUUUUCAAUGAAGACAUCCCGCGUUUAGCUCAGGAAUUUCAGAAGAGAUAUGGUAGAGAACUUAUUGGUAAAACAUUAGGUCAAUUUCAUAGCGACUUCGCAGAAAUAACACCUGAAAAACAAAGUUUAGCAUACAAGUCAAUAUUUUGUGGAAAGAAGACCUACAUAGACUUACUCACUAACGAUUUAAAUGAAGUUGCAUUCCACUGCAGAAUGAAAGGCGUGAAGCAAGAUGUUAUUGCUUUAACCGCUAAUGAAAUGUUUCCUGAAGCUAUACAAUGCUAUUACAAUGAAGAUAAAGGUUUAAUGGUUCCGCAAGGAAAAUUUGACAAAGACUCUGAGUUCAGUGUUAUGAAGUUAUAUAAAGCACUUCAUGAUGGUCAAGAGAUUGUAUUUGACUUAUGUAAGUCAUGUCAACCUUGCUUUGAAGAGAAGUUUAACUUCUCAAUAACGACUAAAACAAGUUUCAUACGUAAGUUGAAGUUCUGA
Messenger RNA from Trichomonas vaginalis G3, 576 nucleotides. Its product is annotated as organellar and viral DNA polymerase type B. Bases 1 to 576 code for a protein of 191 amino acids. NCBI's taxonomy places the organism in Eukaryota, Parabasalia, Trichomonadida, Trichomonadidae. The transcript has a single exon. The record is from RefSeq and is a predicted model, not a curated record.